This is a messenger RNA of Akanthomyces muscarius, 1914 nucleotides long. RefSeq lists its product as uncharacterized. Bases 1 to 1914 code for a protein of 637 amino acids. The record is from RefSeq and is a predicted model, not a curated record. NCBI's taxonomy places the organism in Eukaryota, Fungi, Ascomycota, Sordariomycetes, Hypocreales, Cordycipitaceae. The transcript has 2 exons.
AUGAGCCAGGUCAAGAACCUGCGUGCCAUGUUUGAAAGCAAAGGCGACUCCAGCCCGCCAGAUAGCAGAGGUCGCUCUCCAACAGCAGCUUCAUCCACUUCCGAAGCUCCCAGACCUCUUUCAAAAAUCAGAACCAACUUUGUUGCCGUAGAAAAAGACGGCCGCAUCGGACUGAAACGAGACCAGAGCGGCGAUUCCAGCGUCUCCCGACGACGUCUCAGCAACGACACAGAGCCCAGUCUCUAUCGCACAAGAAGCAAAAUGUCCACCCAAGACGAUUCUGUCAGAACACCCGCCGCCGAGUCUAUCCCUGAGGCUCCGGAUGCUGUUGAGGUUGCCACCGAGCAGCCCAGCAACAUCUCCGAAAAUUCAGGCAAUUCUCCCGCGAAACCCAAGGAUGCGACUCCGGCCAAACCCGCCGCCGCUUCACGUCCCAGUGUGACACCUUCCAAAACAGCGACCAAGCCUGCCGCAUCCAAGACAGAACCUAUGAAGCGACCGGCCACCAAGCCCGUCGCACCGACAAGGGCUACCGGUGGCACCGCAAAGAAGCCAGCUCCUGUCAAGACUGGAACCAAUGACGCGGGCUUCGUCAAACCCAAGCCAAAGUCCCCUACGAAGCCCGUCCAUCUGCCGUCGUCGCUAAUGGCUCCGACAGCUGCUUCUGCCCACAAGGGCGGAGCAGCUCGACAGUCGAAUCUGCCCCAAUCCGCCAGCGCGCAUGCUGUUGGUAGCUCUACUGCUUCUAAGCCUGUGAAGCGCCAGAGCUCUGUAGCAAACCGUCAACGACCAAGCCUUGGAGUUCCCUCCACUAGCAAGCCCCCACAAGAGCCUGCGUCUAGCAAGAGAGCAAGCCAUGUUGACGAGGGGUUCCUUGCGCGUAUGAUGCGUCCUACUGCAGCGUCAUCGAGCAAGACGACAGACAAGGGUGCUCCUACUACUCCACCAAAGAAGACGGCACCACGCACUUCGAAUGUUGGCGCCGAGAACGUGAAGCGCACUGUCAAGAGCCCAGUGGCUAAUCGUGCCGGCUCUGCUGCUCGCUCUAGAGAAGCUACUUCUCGUGCUGAAAAAGCCGCGACAAAGCCCCCAACCACGAAGAAGACAUCUUCCGUAACCAAGGCGGCCGCCGCGCCCGCGGCCGCGGCUACCGCGGCUGUCGCUGGUGCUGCUGCUGUUGCCUCCAAGGUGCUUCCUGACUCAGCUACGUCUAAGCUGGCUGACAAGCUUCAAGAUCUCGGAAUCGAGGAACCAAAGGAAGAAUUGAAGAGGGGAUCAGCGCCCGAGCGUACCUCUGAGCCCGAAGCUCACCCGGUGCCCGAACCAGUUGUGCCUGAGCCCGAAGCCACAACGAUUGCUGAAGCCGCUUCCGCUGAAGAGGUUGAGCCCGAGAUCGAGCCCGAGAUCGAAACUAGAGCUGAGCCUGAAACUGUCGAGGAGUAUGCGGAGGAGCCCGAAACCAUUGAAGAUACCCACCCUGAUGUCGAAGAGAAGCACGAAAUCGCUCCCGUUGAGGAGAUUGAGGAGCCUGAGCCUGUCGCCGAGGAGAAGGGGCUUGUUGCAAAGGAUAUUAUUCAAGAGCCAGUCAUCGAGGAGGACCUCCAUGCCCGGGAAGAGCCCGCGCCUCUUGAGGAGGCUGCUCUCGAAGCCGCCCAGGUCGAGACUGCUGAGGAGGCGAUUGAUAUUGCCGAGGAGGCGGACAAGCACUCUGCCAGUCUCGACAAUAUCGUCAAGCCCGAAGAGCCCGUCGUUGAGCACCCCGCCGCCAAGGAGAGCGCUGUUGGCAAUGGCCACGUUAGCAAGCUUGACCCCGUUGUCGACGCUGAGCCUGCCUCGACCGUCCCCAAGCUCCCCGAAACCACCCCUGAGCACGCCGAGGAGGUCAUCGGCGAGGAUGCUGACACGGCUGCAUAG